Messenger RNA from Racocetra fulgida, 386 nucleotides. The record is from the annotation of a GenBank genome assembly. Lineage: Eukaryota; Fungi; Glomeromycota; Glomeromycetes; Diversisporales; Gigasporaceae.
AUGGAUACUCCUAUACCAUCGUUACAGCUGCCAGCACUAAUCAUUGGUGUCAUUUAUUAACUUGGAUAAAUCAUCUUAACACUAUUCAAUUACUUUUACCAACUUAUAUAAAACCAAGAAUCAUAAUUUAUGAUUUGGGUUUAAAACGAGAACAUAAAAAGCAUCUUAAGGCUUUCAAAUCAAUUAAUUACUAUACCGAACUUCGUACUUUUGACUUCUCGAAAUAUCCGCUAUUUUGGGAUCUUCGAAAAAAUGAAUCUUCAAGGGGUGAAUAUGGUUGGAAAGCUGGAAUUCUCAAAGAAAUUUCUGAGGAAUUUCCUGGAAUUCUGAUGUGGGCCGAUACUGGAACUCUCUUUGGUCAAAAGAUCUUAGAAAACCUUCCUGAG